Molecule: messenger RNA, 1709 nt
Organism: Engraulis encrasicolus (European anchovy)
Lineage: Eukaryota; Metazoa; Chordata; Actinopteri; Clupeiformes; Engraulidae
Product: psychosine receptor-like
Exons: 2
Coding region: 136-1164 (342 amino acids)
Biological process (GO): G protein-coupled receptor signaling pathway
Cellular component (GO): membrane
Molecular function (GO): G protein-coupled receptor activity
Source: RefSeq, a predicted model, not a curated record
UAAUGUUUUGAUAUUGCUGACUGGACAUUCUUUGGAAUACUAACAUUCUACAAUCUACUCCACACUGAGAUGUAUUUUUUAAGCAAACCACUGCUUUCCUGAUGACAGUCCAUCUGCUGAUUUCCUACAAAAAAGAUGAACUCAACAUCUGCAUUGUUGAAUCAUUCUGUAGGCCUAUCUAUGUCUACAUUUUCACCACCAACAACACCCGACGAUGAGACACACUGCGACUAUCACCAAUCAGUAAAGACAUGGUUUAUGGUUUUGCACUUUGCCAUCAUCAUCCUGGGUAUCCCCACAAAUUGUUUCUCGGCAUUUGUGUCCUACCAGCAUGUUCGACAUGGCAAUGAGUUGGGGGUGUACCUGUUGAACCUGGCUUUGACAGACAUUUUUUUCAUCUUAAUGUUACCCUUCUGGAUAGACUACAACUUCGCAGACAAGUGGAAGUAUGGGGACACGGCGUGUGUGGUGGCCGUCUUCUUCUUGUUCACUCAGUUCUACUACAGCGUAUGUCUGCUGUGUUGCAUUGCAGUGGACCGCUAUCUGGCCGUGGUCCACCCCAUGAGGUUUCCCGCCAUGCGGAACAUGACCACUGCCAUGGGCAUGUGCAUUCUGUCGUGGACCUUCACCGUGGCCUUCAAUGCCGCCACGCUGUCCAAAGAGACCGUGUACGACUACGAAGCCAGCACCUGUCUGGACGUCUUCCCCAUGGAGCUGCCGUACGCCAAGCGGGUCAGCUACGCCCGCUUCCUCAUCUGGUUCCUCCUGCCUUUGCUGCUGGUCGGCUUCUGUGGCUGGCAGAUCCGCAGGGAGGUGCGCUCGAACCGCGCCACCGAGAAACAGGAGCGUGAGCGGGUGUGCCGGCUACUGCUGCUGGUGCAGCUCACCGUGGCCGUCUGCUUCGGGCCCUUCCACAUCAUGCUCCUGGUCAGAGCGCUGUGGGAGACCUGCCAGACCCUGUCGUGGAUACACUAUCCUUACAAGGCCGGCGUGGCUCUGGCCACCCUGAACUGUUUGGCCGACCCGCUGUUGUACUGUUUCAUCACCAGGUCAGGGAGAGCCAGCGUCAAGAAGGCCAUUCUGCUCUUUCAAAGGAAGAGCACAAACAGUAAGGACAGCGGUGCCUUGGAGCUAGAACUGAAUCGACAAUUUCAGACGCCUUAGUGACCUAAUAGCAAAGGGUGGGCAAACUACAGCUCAGCGUCAAAUGCGGCCCUGAAUGGAGUAAAAAAACAAUUGAAUGCUGCCUGUUGAACUAGCAUUAAACAUUAUUUUAUAUGCCUUGCACAGCAUGCUUUUAGAACUGGUGCCAUCUGGUAUCGCGUGCUGUGUUUUUUAAUAGCUUCAUCAAACAGUGUAGCAUAGGAUACCUACGCCUGUAGGUUUUUUGGUCCAAAGUGCAGUGACUCUUUAACUGGAAACUGGUUGGAAACGAGUGCUCUGUAUUUUGCAUUGCCCGGCUGGAAGUUCCGUUUUUCUAUAUGUGGCCUGCAAACAAAGAAAUAGUUUGCCCACCCCUGGUAUAGGCCUAUAGUCUGGCAGUAGAACAGUUGGUGAGAGAUCAGAGUGCCAGGCUUGGCAGCUGCUAAGUUCCUUUGGUAAACAUUUCCAAGCUACCUGAAUAUAUUUUGAUGGUUUGUGUUUGUAGAGUUUUUGUUGUUUGUAUUAUCGUUGGGUUGGCGAGAUUGUUCAUUUCUCUAUCUCAUAAA